AUGGACGACAUCACCAAGACGCCGUAUAAGAUCAUGCCCAUGCCCAUGAAGGCUGUGACUACCGUACAGGACUCCCCGCCGUGUUGCUGCGCCCGCCCGUGCUUCGGCCCCCCGGCGAGGAUGGAGGGGGAUAUCAAAGCGGCGCACGGGGCAUCGAUCGCCAUCCUCGCCAUCCACGCCAUCGCUCUGCUUAUCGGCUGCUACGUAUGGGGAGAUUGGACCACGGUGCUGAUAAUCAACUUGGACGCCAAUCUCACUGGGGUUUUCACGAGCAUCUUUGUGCUGUGGGCCCCCUCAAAGUUCGUGUACGUUUCCUGUGCUAUUUUGUACGGCGUGACGGGACUCCUCGACAUGAUUCUCGUGGCGGCGUGGUUCAACUACGAGUAUAUCGAUGCCAACGCCGGAAUUUUAACUCUGCUGGCUAUGCCAAAUAUUAUCGCGAGCUUUUCCUGCUUCCUCGGAUGCGCAUGGGCGUUGAAGGUUUUCCACAACCGCGACAGGGAUAGCGACCCGCGUUUGCCCGAGGCUUCAGACCUCUUUUUGAGCAGAUCAUCUGAGCUCCCCUGUCUCCGCUGCAGCCCAUCAUCAUAUCUUCCUCGAAGACGAUAACGAUGAUUCUACCGUCUUGGAAUUCGGAAUGGUGCCAACAACGUUUGGGCUCGUUGUAAAAAAUAGGGAAAUAGCAGGAAAUAGAAGCGCGAGGCCUGUGCCUCUGUGCCGAGCGGAUGGUUGCAUAGAAAUUAAUGUUCUUCUGUACAUGAUUUUUUGUCUUAUGUACAUACGCAUAAUCUACGUCUUACAAAGUCGUGAGGCAGCGCCCAGGAUCUGUUGUACCGUCCCCGCCGCUAUAGCUCGAGUGUUGUCUUCGAUGUAUGUCACGUGGAGUUUACAGGGGGGGGCUGUUAGCUAAUAUAGCAAAAUGUGACGGAGGAGUACAGGGCUCGAAUCUACGAGAUUGUAUUCGGUAGAUUGCGUGAGAACGGUAGAACGAUAGCUUCUACUUCCUUCAUGGUUGAUUUCCUCGGCUUAUCUUGGUGUGAUGGAGAUCGUUUCGAUGGACUGACGGAUUAAUAUGGUGAUAACAGCGUGGUAUUGCGUGGUGCUCUUACCACACUCAUCCUCUCACUGAAGACUUCGACAAUGU
Messenger RNA from Ectocarpus siliculosus, 1144 nucleotides. NCBI's taxonomy places the organism in Eukaryota, Phaeophyceae, Ectocarpales, Ectocarpaceae. The record is from the annotation of a GenBank genome assembly.